GACGGACGCUGUCUUACACGACGACGACGAAGGUUAGCUCAUCGCGCGGGCCAUCCGAGCCUUGGUCACUAACAAUGUAUUCACGUUUCAAGGGUUAUCCUUAGCAUUCUCACAGUGCUAUUGCCAGGCUCAUCAGCUGUACAUUGUUGCAGCGCACGCUACUCCCUCAUUUCAGGUAACCCAUCAAGCGCUUUACUUUGUCCUGUGCCCUCGACAGCCUCGUAUCAUAUCAACAUACCCUCAUUACCGUGCAGUGCCUGCUGUGUCUUUAAAACACCUGUUCUGCUCCUGAACCCUCAUCCAAUAUGCCUCUCAAGUACUCCCACGUCAAGAAAAGGUCUGCGUCUGGUCUCAUGAAGAAGACUACCAACAACGGCCAUGGAGCAAGAGAUGGCCAUCAACGUCAAUCCAUUUCUUCCCAUGUCGAUCGUUCUAUCACCCAAGCGAUGGCAGCUGUAUCGCAGCUCGAGCGUGCCAUUGCUCGCAUUUUUCUCAAACGCUACGAACAUGACAUCGCGCGUCUUUUCUCGACGCACCUCUUCAGCGUUGCUCUCGUUCAUCUUCCUACACUUGCCAUGCGCUGCAUAAGUAUAGGCGGCCCAGGGUGGGUCGCUUACAACGCCGAUUGCGAGGAAAUCAAGGAUUUCUUCCGUUUGGCUAUCAGCAUGGACAUGAGGCAGGCUGGUGAACGCGUGGCAACCAAGAGCGUUUUGUGGUCUUAUACCGCGCUACGAGAUUUUGCACUGUCCAAUAAUGUACAUGUCUGUCAAAGACGUGGCCUUCAUUCAUUGCGCCUAUUACCACAUUACCCUGCCCUGAAAGCUCAUCUCGAUCAGCUUGAGUCGAUGCCCACCCCUACCUUUUCAAAACCCCCUCAUCUCGGGCCUCUCACAGAAGGCCUGGAUGCACUUGAAGAAGCAUGCCAGCUAAAGUAUGGAGAUCAAGUGACUUCAAAAUCCCAUGGUGCGUCUGAUUGGGACGAUAAUUGGCGCCUCAAAGUACGACUAGGCUAUGAAAGGCUAUGCCAGACAUUAUGGCGUGUAGCACGAGAAUUUGAUGUCCGCGGGUACGGAAUGGUUUUGCGAGAGAAGUUGACAGCUAAGUGGUGUGAUUGUGGCUGUUCAACUGAUCAUCUUGGAGAAGUUUGUGAGAAGACUGUAAGAGAAGAUGAAGAGAGCAGUGGCAUAAGACCAGGCAAACAGAGAGAGUGGGAUGGUCGAGGGAGCGGUAUUUACGGAUGGGAAACAGAGGAAGAAGAGGACAUAUGGGAGAUGGAUCUGGAUUUCGGUUCAAGUGAUUCAGAUGAAGAAGAUGCCUGCUCGAAUUCCGAAAUGACUAUAGGAGAGAUGAUGGAAUGGCGUUAUUUCGCUGCUGAAAAGGAGAAAGAGCUGGGUAAUGCCGCCUUUCGGCAAGGUGAUUACAAUCGUGCCGUCAAGCAUUACGAGGUUGCGCAUGAUAUGGAACCUGAGAUGCCUCACUAUCAGCUGAACAUUGCAGCUGCGCAAUUAAAACUUAACAAUUGGAUGGAGGCCGAAAUAGCAUGUACAAGAGCCUUAGGUCAACACCGUAGUGGUAAAGGGUAUUAUCGACGUGCCAAAGCAAGAAAGAUGAUGGGAAAUACUGAAGAAGCCACGAAAGAUCUACGUGCAGUGUUGAAGCUGCAGCCCUGCAAUACUGAGGCAAAUGCGGAGUUGUGGUCCCUCAUACCCCCUGAACCAACAGUGUCUGCGUCAUCAUCUUCCUACGCCACCUCUUCGUCUUUAAAUAACGCCUCUCUACGUCCGCUUGCCCUAUCAAAUUACAGCCAUUUGCGAGUGCCAAAAUCGAAGUUCAAACAACCGCCCUUUUCGCGUACGAAGGGAGAUGACCGAAAAAUCAAAAUUGUCUUGCUGCCAACAACGGUAGAACUUGCCUCAUCACGAUCACCGUGUGGUAACCGGGCCAAAGCGAAAAGAAAGGCGGAAGGAACGGACGUAAAGACAGAGACUUUCGCGGUCCCGAACUGGGAGAAGUAUGUGAUCCGUCAAGUUGCCGAUUGAUAUGGCAGAGCAGACGUGCAACUAUAGUUGGUGUUGAGAUUGGAACAUAGUCUGUCUAUCUUGGCGCUGCGCCACUGGUUCAAAGACUGCUAAGAUCUAACCUUACUUUCCACGCAGAUGUAAUCGUGUAUGAAUUUGAUAUAAAAUGAUGAAGCAUUUUUCCUUGCACCGC
Serpula lacrymans var. lacrymans S7.9 is the source of this 2211-nucleotide messenger RNA. RefSeq lists its product as uncharacterized. Gene Ontology annotation, molecular function: protein binding. Lineage: Eukaryota; Fungi; Basidiomycota; Agaricomycetes; Boletales; Serpulaceae. Bases 306 to 2039 code for a protein of 577 amino acids. The transcript has 6 exons. The record is from RefSeq and is a predicted model, not a curated record.